Messenger RNA from Hevea brasiliensis (rubber tree), 2463 nucleotides. RefSeq names its product pentatricopeptide repeat-containing protein At5g48910. The record is from RefSeq and is a predicted model, not a curated record. The transcript has a single exon. Gene Ontology annotation, biological process: RNA modification. NCBI's taxonomy places the organism in Eukaryota, Viridiplantae, Streptophyta, Magnoliopsida, Malpighiales, Euphorbiaceae. Gene Ontology annotation, molecular function: RNA binding; zinc ion binding; protein binding. Bases 62 to 2017 code for a protein of 651 amino acids.
UUAAUGGAAAUCUCCAUCCCAAAACUUCAUCCAUUGAGUCCUGCAGCUGCAGCCCUAGGCAAUGAACUCUACAAUGUACGAGACUACCACUGCCACUCGAGCAACUCAUCCAUCUUCACUCUUCCCACAAAUCACAAGAUGCAAAUCUAUCGCACAGCUUAAUCAAAUUCACGCCCACUUCAUCAAAACUGGCCUUGUUCGUGACCCUCUUGCUGCGGCCGAAAUUCUCAAAUUUCUCUCCCUUUCCAAUCACCGUGACGUCAACUACGCGCGUAAGUUUUUUGCUCAAAUUCGUGAACCCAAUUGCUUCUCUUGGAACACCGUCAUCAGAGCUUUUGCUGAAGCUGAUGAUGAUGAUAGUCAGAAUGAUAGCGAUUGUUAUAAGAACCCAUUUGAAGCGUUUUUAUAUUUUUGCCAAAUGUGUAGCGAUGGUUUUGUGGAACCCAAUAGAUUUACCUUCCCUUCUGUGUUAAAAGCCUGUACUAAAACGGCAAGGCUUCAAGAAGGGAAGCAGGUUCAUGGGUUUGUUGUCAAAUUAGGAUUGGAUAGUGAUGAAUUUGUUGCUAGCAAUCUUGUUAGGAUGUAUGUUAUGUGUGGACUCAUGGAGGAUGCCUAUGUAUUGUUUAUGAAGAACGUUUCUGAGUAUGAUAAUCCUAGCAAAUUACCUAGAGAUAAAAGGACACAAGAGGGUAAUGUGGUUUUAUGGAAUGUGAUGAUUGAUGGCUAUGUGAGGUUGGGGGACCUUAAAGCUUCCAGGGAGUUGUUCGAUAAUAUGCCUCAAAGAAGUGUGGUGUCAUGGAAUGUAAUGAUAUCUGGGUAUGCACAAAAUGGGCAAUUUAAGGAGGCAAUAGAGAUGUUUCACGAUAUGCAAAUGGGAGAUAUACCUCCAAAUUAUGUGACUUUGGUUAGCGUACUUCCUGCAAUUUCACGACUAGGUGCGCUUGAACUUGGUAAAUGGGUGCAUUUAUAUGCAGAGAAGAAUGAAAUUGAGAUUAAUGAUGUGCUUGGUUCUGCUUUGAUUGAUAUGUAUUCAAAGUGUGGAAACAUUGAGAAGGCAGUUCAGUUAUUUGAGCGGAUACAUAAUAAAAAGAAUGUUAUCACUUGGAGUGCUGUAAUUGGUGGGCUUGCUAUGCACGGUCGGGCAAAUGAUGCUCUCAAGUAUUUUAGGAGGAUGCAACAAGCUAGCGUGACACCCAGUGAUGUUGUGUAUAUUGGUCUACUGAGUGCUUGCAGCCAUGCUGGUUUAGUCGAAGAGGGUCGUUCAGUAUUCAAUCAUAUGUUUAAUUUUGCUGGUUUAGAACCUAGGAUUGAACAUUAUGGAUGCAUGGUUGAUCUUCUAGGUCGUGCUGGGCUUUUGGAGGAGGCUGAACAACUUAUACUAAACAUGCCUAUUCAACAGGAUGAUGUGAUAUGGAAAGCACUGCUUGGUGCCUGUAAAAUGCAUGGAAACAUUGAGAUGGGUGAACGUGUAGCAGGGAUUUUGAUGGGCUUGUUUCCACGUGAUAGUGGAUCUUAUGUAGCUCUCUCCAAUAUAUUUGCCUCUAGGGGAAAUUGGGAAGGAGUUGCAGAGGUCAGGCUAAAAAUGAAGGAAAUGGAUAUAAGAAAAGACCCUGGAUGUAGUUGGAUUGAGGUUGAUGGGGUGAUUCAUGAAUUCCUUGUAGAAGAUGAUUCCCAUCCUAGAGCUAAAGAAAUCCAUUCAAUGUUGGAGGAAAUUUCAAAUAGAUUGAGGUCUGUAGGCUAUAGGCCAAACACUACACAACUCUUGCUCAACAUGGAUGAAGAAGACAAAGAAAAUGCAUUGCAUUAUCAUAGUGAGAGGAUUGCCAUUGCCUUUGGUUUACUCAGUACAAGCCCCCAAACCCCACUUAGAAUCGUUAAGAACCUACGAGUUUGUGAAGAUUGUCACUCUUCAAUUAAACUAAUCUCAGAGAUCUAUAAACGUAAGAUCAUUGUAAGGGACCGGAAGCGAUUUCACCAUUUUGAGAAUGGGGCAUGUUCUUGUAUGGACUAUUGGUAGCUCCAUGCCUCUUUAUUAGUAAGGUUCAACCAUGGCAGGAGCGUGAGAAUCCUUGUCUCCUGAUAAAAUUUUGGAUUCGCAAAGAACCUAGGAUAAUGGAAUGAAAACAAGCAAAAAACAGUUUCAGCCAGAAAAUUUUAUGCUUGACUAGUCAAUGAUUAAGUGCCAAAAUCCAAGAGCAGCAUACAGAAUUGAAGAAGAAAACCAGGAGCAAGUUGGAAUUUGCCUGGAUUUUACUUUUGGGAUAGCUGGGGAUGCUUUUCCACCGAAGACUUGUCAACGCUUCUUGACAUCUUUUUAUCAGGAAUGGCUUUUGCAGGUGACAAGAUAAGAAACCAAUCAUAGCAUGUUUCCACCAUGCCAAACAAAAGUUCCAUGGAAGAAGAAAAUUCCAGUUGGUAUUGUAAGUCUCAGUGAAGGUAAUAAAUAAUUACUUUACAGCUUCA